Molecule: messenger RNA, 477 nt
Organism: Malassezia globosa CBS 7966
Lineage: Eukaryota; Fungi; Basidiomycota; Malasseziomycetes; Malasseziales; Malasseziaceae
Exons: 3
Coding region: 1-477 (158 amino acids)
Biological process (GO): translation
Cellular component (GO): cytosolic small ribosomal subunit; ribosome
Molecular function (GO): structural constituent of ribosome
Source: RefSeq, a predicted model, not a curated record
AUGUCUAACGUGGAGCUUGGUGUGCAGACGGAAAGGGCCUUCCAGAAGCAGCCCCUGUUCUUGAACUCGAAGGUUGCUCGCAAGAGCACUCGUGCCAAGCGGUGGUACAAGGACGUUGGUUUGGGCUUCAAGACGCCCAGCGCGGCUGUCUCGGGCACCUACAUUGACAAGAAGUGCCCAUGGACUGGUCUGGUUUCGAUCCGUGGACGUCUCCUGAGCGGCAAGGUUAUCUCGACAAAGAUGACCCGCACUGUUAUCAUUCGCCGGGAGUACCUUCACUAUGUUUCCAAGUACAACCGUUACGAGCGGCGCCACAAGAACUUGGCUGUUCACGUCUCGCCAGCUUUCCGUGUUGAGGUGGGUGACAUUAUUGUGGCUGGCCAGUGCCGUCCCCUCUCGAAGACGGUUCGUUUCAACACGCUCAAGGUGAUUAAGAACAAGAGCACUGAGCGUGCGAAGAUGUUCAGCCGUUUCUAA